Helianthus annuus (common sunflower) is the source of this 909-nucleotide messenger RNA. RefSeq names its product DNA ligase 1-like. The record is from RefSeq and is a predicted model, not a curated record. Bases 1 to 909 code for a protein of 302 amino acids. The transcript has a single exon. Lineage: Eukaryota; Viridiplantae; Streptophyta; Magnoliopsida; Asterales; Asteraceae.
AUGUAUCGAGCUGAGAGAUUGCCUCUGGUAAAGGAAGCAUAUAAAAAGUACAAGGAGGCAGUUAGAGAAAAACAACAACGAGCUGCUCAAGCUCAAGCCAAGGUAGCUGCAAAAGAAGAGCGCUCGAAAGGAAAACGGAAAGAGAAACAGGCUGCUGAAGAUGAGCAAUCGAAGAAGAAAAAGAGAUCCGAAGAUUCUGAAAAAUUCAAGAGUGCAGGCAUCCAAGCAGGAGAGUCUGAAGAGCACCGUCGUCACAUUCAAGAUUUGAAAGCGAUUCACGCAAUGGAAGAAAGGGAAAAGAGGGAAAAGAAAUGCAAGAGAAAGGAAAUAUCAGUCUCAGAAAGACCAGAGACAGUGACUGAGGAAGUUCAAUCGUUGAAUGAUUUUGUAGAUGCAAUGAUUGUUGACCCUGAUGAAGCUUCAGCAAGCAAGGGCCCCUCCAAAGUGUCUCCUGUGAAGCCAACGAGGGUUUCAAAGCCUCCAGUACCUCCACAAAGGGUUCGACCCUUUCAAGAACUUUACGACAAACUGAUCAAAGAUACCGGGCCCUCAGUUGCCAAAGAAAUUUGUCUGCUGAAGAAUCAAGUAAAUGACACGAACUUUCUGAGGGAAAAGAUCAAGGAUCAGAGGAAGAAAAACAAAGAAAUGAAUGCCUACAUGGCUAAGCAAUCCAAGUUCAUCAGAUUCCAGCAAGUGGGGUUGGAGAAAAUGUAUGGAAUGAUGAGAAACAUGUGUGAGCAAAUGAAAGUGAAACCCAUGUUUUCCUUUGAAGAACUCUUCGACUUUGAGGGGUUCGUGGAAGAAGAAAAUGCUCGAAAGGAAAAGGAGGCUGAAGCCAAGAAAAAGCGUUUGGAAUCGGUCGAAAAAGUAGCUGAGGGAAACGUAAGUGAUGAAGAGGCAGUGGAUUGA